Messenger RNA from Macadamia integrifolia, 1627 nucleotides. RefSeq names its product auxin-responsive protein IAA13-like. Gene Ontology annotation, cellular component: nucleus. Gene Ontology annotation, molecular function: protein binding. The transcript has 5 exons. Lineage: Eukaryota; Viridiplantae; Streptophyta; Magnoliopsida; Proteales; Proteaceae. Bases 251 to 1255 code for a protein of 334 amino acids. The record is from RefSeq and is a predicted model, not a curated record. Gene Ontology annotation, biological process: regulation of DNA-templated transcription.
CCACCCCAAAAUAACAAGCACACUUAAGCUGUUACCCGCACUCUCUCUCUCCUCUUCACUCCAUCUGUCCCCUUGGUAUUCGCCCCCUUUCUCUCUCUAAAAAGUCUCAACUCUCCCUUAAACCCCUCGCAUUCUCCUCUAUCCUUAUUCCAUUCCGUCCACUUGCAAGUUGAAACAGAAUCUCUGCUUCUUAUCUCCUCUGCAAAUCUGCUUUAAUCUUGGAACCGUACUAGAGAAAAAAGAAGUCUUAAUGGAAGGUGUUUUGGGUUUACCAGCUACUGGUGGUGGUGGUGGUGGAGGAGGAGCUUCUUCCGGAAGCUCCGGAAAUGGGUCGAUGUCGACGGUGUCGAAGGCAGAAGUGGUAGAGCAGGACUACGUGGGUAUGUUGUCUGAGGUUUCUUCCUACCCACCUGAGUCUGAGCUCGAGCUUGGGCUGGGGUUGAGCAUUGGCGGUGCGGGAAAGGUUGCUAAUAAGCCUUCUGCUUGGGGAGAGUAUGGUAGGAUCUUGACGGCUAAAGAUUUCCCUUCUAUUGUCACUCGUGGUGCAUCUGCUUCUUCUUCUUCGUCUCCUGGUACUGCGAGAGCUAAUGGUUCUGGUACCCCUGUUUCUGGUACCAAGAGAGCUGCUGAUUCUGCUCCUCAGGAUGUUGGAUCUGGUAAUGGUUCCAGUCAGGUUGUGGGAUGGCCACCUAUAAGGGCUUACAGGAUGAACAGCUUGGUUAGCCAAGUGAAGGCCUCAUCUACUGAAGAGGAAGAACGUGUGAUCACCGGUAAGAACAAAAGUAAGGAUGUCCCAGUGAAGGCUACUAACAAUUGUAACAACGAGAACAAAGGGAGUGUUCAGGAGAAAGGGCGUGUGCCCAGUUCCCUCUUUGUGAAGGUGAACAUGGAUGGUGUACCUAUUGGGAGGAAGGUGGAUCUAAAUGCUCAUAACUGCUAUGAGACCCUGGCUCAAACAUUGGAGGAGAUGUUCCACAGUCCCACCACAACCAUUAAUAUUAGAUGUUCAGGUGGAGAAAAGGAACAUGGUACAAUUGUGGAAGCAACAAAGCCCUUAAAAUUGUUGAAUGCAUCAUCUGAAUUUGUGCUUACUUAUGAAGACAAAGAGGGAGAUUGGAUGCUUGUGGGGGAUGUUCCUUGGGGCAUGUUCCUUAAUACUGUGAAGAGGCUUAGAAUCAUGAGGACUUCUGAGGCUAAUGGUCUUGCUCCAAGAUUUCAAGAAAGGAAUGAGAGACAAAGAAACAAGCCCAUCUAGUAGUGUCAUCAUUCUCCUUGGUAAAAUAAGAAGAAGAAAAUUCAAACUUACAAAGAGUGCUCAAGGAAAAGAAAAUGUAGAAACUGAAGAGUCAGAACACUUUGCCACAUACAGAUCAGUCUCACAGUGCUUGCUUGAUUGCGUUUUUGGUUGUUUUCUCACCCCAUUCUUUGGGAAUUAUAGCCUUUAUUUUGAUGUAACGCAUACACGUUUCAUUUUCACCUUUUCUCAUCACGUGCAUAGUUGAAGACUUUUUUUCAUACUGUAAAUAUGAGAGUGUUUGAUUGCUAGGAUUUUUAGUUUUGCUGCAUCCUGGAUGGACUUAGCUUUCAUUGGUGAUGAAAGGAAGUUGCUUGGUUUCUAUUGUUUUAA